AUUGACCACAAAACAGGUUGCUGUUUUACUGUCAAUUAUCAAUAACUAGGAUAUGAUUAAUAACAAAUAGGACUGAACAAUUUCUGGAGUUGAGGGCAAAACCGGGCUGUUUCAUGUAAACGUCUGUUGCCAGUUUUGGUUUUCAUGAUAACCACGUGGCACUGGCCAUUUUUCUAUCUGUUACACAUUAUUCCUUGUUGAGUGUAAUUUCACAUAAAUACAGUAUGUAUUGUCAAACAAAGUACUGUACUUUGACACAGCUCUGUUUUGUGACACAGGCCUGUUUUCUCUGACAGACCUCCGGCUUUCAGUGUACAGUAUGUAUGCAUGUAUGUAUCAAAAAAAUAAACAACGCAGGAGGGUGAAAGUAUAACUGAACAAGGAUGAUGGCAUACUGAAAUUGGAACAUACCAGGAAAACAAAAACCCAGAUAGAAAUACAGUCCAAGCAACUAUUAUGACACUGAAACAACUCAAAAUUUUUCAUGCCCAUUGUUCAUCAAAAUGUACAUAUCUAAAAGAAUUGUAUCUAAAAGAUCUUAAACUUUGGGUUGUGGAAAGCAGCUAAUUGGGUCAAAAGGGAGAAGAAUUCACUAAAACUCACUGAACAGGCUUCAAAUAUGUAUAACCCACACAUCAGGAAGCGUGUGAACAAAAUCAUAAAUAACAAUGGACAAUAGACAGUUUUUCAUCAAGUUGGAAACGGCAGAAGGACACCUACUCAUUCUUUAUGUAAAAGGUUCACCAGGGACUAUAAAUUACAGCCUCACAGAAGUGGAAAACUGCACACAGCACUACAGCCUUUGAAAGGAAAGUGGACAUUGCUAUAUUGUUUUAUUUUUCUCAUCGUCUCCUGUUCGUUCGAAGCAGUUUCACCUCUCAGAAUGUUCGUCAUCUUCGUUCUGUGUCUUCUAUUUGCUUCAACUUGGGCUCAGUACCAACCACAGUACUAUUCCUAUUCAGCAGCUGUUGGUGGGGGCAGUGGCAGCUCCUAUGCCUCCUCAGGAGAGGGUCGCAUAACUGCCAUCAGAGUGUGGGAGAACAAAGGCAGCUUCAUCACUGGAUUUCAGAUGAGAUAUGACUUUGCCUGGAGCCCCCUGUAUGGUCGCAACGGCAGCAAUGUAGUAGAGAUGUCGCUCUUCGAAGACGAGGCUUUUGUCCAAAUUUCAGGGAAAUACAAUCCCAGUAACUACAUUUACCAACUGGUGUUUGUCACCAGCAGAGGGCGUUCUCUCACCGUAGGGCAGCCUGUUAGUACCGCCUUCAACUUCUACGCCAAAUACCCACAGAGUGAGCUGCGCAUCCUUAGUGGGCGAUUCAAUGGAAUUGGCAUCACAUCCAUCGGAGCCCACUGGGGAAUGGUAUACCUCAUGCCACAUCCAGCUAUGAUGGGAAACAAUACCAUGUUAGGCCUUGACUAAGUAAAACACUAUUCCAAAUAAUGAUAUAAUCAUUUUUGGACUUUUGUGUAAAUUGUUUUUAGUUAGGUCUGUUCAAGUUUCAAAUGCUUUCCUCAGACUGUAAUGAAAAUAUAUGAGUAGAGAAAUGUAGAAUAUGUAAUGAAUUAAUAAAACAAGGAAAUUAUGCAGGAA
Messenger RNA from Anguilla rostrata (American eel), 1591 nucleotides. Its product is annotated as zymogen granule membrane protein 16-like. The transcript has 5 exons. The coding region runs from base 884 to 1420 and encodes 178 amino acids. NCBI's taxonomy places the organism in Eukaryota, Metazoa, Chordata, Actinopteri, Anguilliformes, Anguillidae. The record is from RefSeq and is a predicted model, not a curated record.